GUUUGCUUGUUCUGCUACUUUCAAAUUGCAUAACUUAGACGCUGACUGCAGAUAUAGUCCUUGACAGGAGCCAUGUCUACCUUGUCGCAACGGAUAAGAACUCGACGGUCAGCGAACCAUUCAGAAGCAGCCAAGCCCCCAUUCGAGAGUGACGUUGGAAAGGAACAGGACCAACCGCAGCAAUUGCAUGAUGUGCAGAUGGAAGCUACACAGCAAGCAAAGUUGUUCGAUGCUCAGAUACACAAGAUGAAGAAAGAACGUCGGUUCUUCGUCAAAGCUCGUUUCCUGUUCCCUCUUGGAAUCCUACUUGGAAUAUUAUUAGGCUUCAUCCUCAUCCAGCCUUCAGACUUGCAAGACAUUCAUAGCAACCUGCUUCUCAUCAUGGAAGAAUAUGACAUCUCGCUCAAAAUACCAGACAUUGAUCUAUCACGCGUCGAAUUGGAAUGGAAACGGUUUCGGAACAAUAUCCCAGAGGUUUGGAAGCUGAACAAUGACGGACGCGAGUUUCAAGUCGGGGAGGCGAUGAAGGCCCGAGGCUUGACGGCACACUAUCCCAUCGUACUCGUGCCUGGCAUCGUAUCCACCGGUUUGGAGUCUUGGUCUACUUCACCCGAGUAUCGAGCUUUCUUCCGCGAAAAACUUUGGGGAGGCUUUAAUAUGGUCUCACAAGUGAUUUUCAAUCGUGAAAAGUGGAUUUCAGCCAUGAUGCUCGAUCCCGUCACCGGUCUCGAUCCUCCAGGUGUCAAAAUUCGAGCUGCAGAAGGGAUAGGUGCUGCAAGUAGCUUUAUGACCGGGUAUUGGCUUUGGUCCAAGAUCGUGGAGAAUCUUGCUGUAGUAAACUAUGACACGAACAAUCUUCACUUAGCUCCAUAUGAUUGGAGGCUCUCCAUGUGCAAUCUGGAAGAACGAGAUGGGUACUUCUCGAAAUUGAAAACUACAAUAGAAGGGUUCAAGGCACGACAAGGCAAGAAGACCGUUAUUGCUGCGCACUCAAUGGGUAGUACAGUAUGUCCUAGUUUCCUUUGUCGCUGUCACCUUGUCGAUUGCAGUACUUUUAGCUUCAAAUGGGUCGAGUCUCCCGAACACGGAGGCGGUGGACCAGAUUGGGUAGAGAAUCAUAUCGAGUCCUAUAUUACCAUCGCAGGGACACAUCUUGCAAAAGCUAUGGCUGCUUUCUUAUCUGGUGAAAUGAAGGACACAGUGCAGAUGAAUCCUGCUGGCGCAUACGUGCUCGAACGCUUUUUCUCGCGAAAGGAGCGGCAGAAGCUAUUCUGUAGUUGGGCUGGCAGUGCCAGCAUGUGGAUCAAGGGAGGAACAGAUGUUUGGGGCGAUGCCAACUGGGCACCUGAUGACGAGCCCGAAUCAUCACAUACUCAUGGCGAACUGAUUGCGUUCAGACAAGCAGCCGUGCCACUUUCUGCGCAUAACAUUACCCCAAGUGUGGAGCCAACAAAGAACAUGACAGCUGAUGACGCAAGCACAUGGAUUUUGGAGCGUACUCCUUCAACAUUCCAGAAAAUGUUAUGGACCAACUACUCGUUCGGUAUUGAGCGGAAUGAACAGGUGCUCAAGAAGAACGCCCUAGAUCCGAGGAAAUGGACAAACCCUUUGGAAGUGCAGCUACCAAAUGCGCCUUCUAUGAGGAUCAUUUGUGUUUACGGUCAUGGAAAAGAAACUGAAAGGUCAUACUGGUAUGCUCACGGACCACACGAAUACGAAGAAUCGUUUGUAGAGGUUGAGGAUUCGACUUGCACCGACCCUACCGACAAAUGCAAUUAUGUAUCACGCCCGCCAUUAGAUAUGUCAUUUUCCAGGGCGAACUGGAUAGAUGCUGAUUACACGCAAGAGACCACAACGCCCAAGGUGCGUAAUGGCGUGAAGAUGGGUGAAGGGGAUGGCACUGUCAGCCUAUUGAGCCUGGGAGCGAUGUGUGCAGAAGGCUGGAAGAGACCAAGAUGGAAUCCGGGAGGAUCAAAGUUACCACUGUUGAGGUACCUCCCUCAUCAACCCGCCCCUAACAUCCCUCGGGGUGGAGCAAAUACUUCAGAUCACGUUGACAUCCUUGGGUCGACAGGUUUGAAUGAGCUCAUACUGAAAGUUGCCACUGGUGCUGGUCAUGAGAUCGAGGAUCGCUUUGUCUCUCGCAUUAGGGAGUUUGCUCGGCGAGUGCGGUGGGAUUGACCACUGAGUGUUUUGUAGCUUAUUUUUGCACAUAUUUUCACGUUUUUCUCACAAGUUUAUUUCAACGCAUAAUGAAACAUGGGUUUUUCAUGGCGGAGGCUUUCGAGAUACCGACGGAGUAUUUUCAGAGUCGAUUUUCAAUUCGCCUCUCCAAUAAACCUCAUAUGUGUUACAUGAACGACGGCCAUGUACGUUUGGUGAUACAUUUACCCAGUAUCCCCUAGACAGACUGCGGGCGGACGGAGAUAGUCGCCCCUACCCCUCAGAUCUGCCAAUAUCUGGCAAGAUUCACAGGCCUUUUCUGCUACCAAGAGUCCAUCCCACUACAGGGUCGACGUCAACACUUUGCUAUUCAUCAUUUAAAGGAUGUCGGGAAAACGGAGCGUCAAUGAAUCUCGAUCUUGGAUUGCAGCAACCGCUCAAGCAUUUCCAGUCUUCAACAUAGCGUAUGUGUUCUCGCCCGAAUUUGCCCCUG
Suillus subaureus is the source of this 2656-nucleotide messenger RNA. Its product is annotated as phospholipid diacylglycerol acyltransferase. Bases 73 to 2181 code for a protein of 702 amino acids. Gene Ontology annotation, biological process: triglyceride biosynthetic process; lipid storage. Gene Ontology annotation, molecular function: phospholipid:diacylglycerol acyltransferase activity. The record is from RefSeq and is a predicted model, not a curated record. Lineage: Eukaryota; Fungi; Basidiomycota; Agaricomycetes; Boletales; Suillaceae. Gene Ontology annotation, cellular component: perinuclear endoplasmic reticulum; cytoplasm. The transcript is spliced from 17 exons.